Uranotaenia lowii is the source of this 2094-nucleotide messenger RNA. It is a transcript of the gene Dop2R, whose product is annotated as dopamine D2-like receptor. Gene Ontology annotation, biological process: adenylate cyclase-activating adrenergic receptor signaling pathway. Gene Ontology annotation, cellular component: membrane. The record is from RefSeq and is a predicted model, not a curated record. The transcript has 6 exons. Gene Ontology annotation, molecular function: G protein-coupled receptor activity; dopamine neurotransmitter receptor activity, coupled via Gi/Go. Lineage: Eukaryota; Metazoa; Arthropoda; Insecta; Diptera; Culicidae. The coding region runs from base 115 to 1125 and encodes 336 amino acids.
AUCGUGUUGGGUCUGAACAACACUCCGGACAGGGUGCCGGAUCUGUGCGUUUUCUACAAUAGUGAUUUUAUAGUGUACUCGUCGCUCAGUAGUUUUUAUAUACCGUGUAUCAUAAUGGUGUUUUUAUACUGGAAUAUUUUUAAGGCCCUUCGAACGCGAGCGAAAAAGCAACGAGCCGCUCGAAAACCGCACAUAUCGGAAAUCACCGCCGGCGGAAGUCUGAUGGAGAACAUUGCUCAAACCAAGAUCACCUCGGAAGCGGGAGCCCAGUUGGACGGAAGCACGAAGAGUGGCGGAUCGUGCAAAAUCCUACCGGACGAGGCGCCCACGAAUACGGCCUCCGGUUCCAACGAGGAGGACGACGAUCAGGCCGGUGUGGUGGCCCAGAUCACAACCACUCAGAUUCCCUCGGACCCGAACGGGAAUCACGAUUCGGGCUACGCGGCGUCCAGCAUCGGGACCGAAAUCCUCGGAGACACACCGCAGACGCAGCAACUGCAGCAACAACCGCAUCAACACCAUCAACAGCACCAUCCCAAUCAUCAAGCGAACAACAACAAGGGAUCAUCGCCACCCGGAAGUCCGAACGUUUUAGCCGGGGCCACCGUCAUUGUAAAUAAAAACGCUACGCUUAGAAGUAGGAACGGAUCGCCGCGGAAGGAGGCGGGUGUAACGCUCAAGCCACUCUCCCUGGUCCGAUGUGGAGUUCAACAGGCCCUGGCUCUGAACCGGAACGACUCGACGCUAUCAACGAAUUCCAACUCCCGCGAUAGUACCCGGAAGGAGAAGAAGGGCAGCCAGCAAGCCUCCAGAUUCACCAUCUACAAAGUGCACAAGGCGUCCAAAAAGAAGCGGGAAAAAUCGUCAGCGAAAAAGGAACGCAAGGCGACCAAAACGUUGGCUAUCGUGUUGGGUGUCUUCCUGAUCUGCUGGGUGCCAUUCUUCACCUGCAACAUCAUGGACGCGAUGUGCACCAAGCUGGACAUGACCUGCCAGCCGGGCGUGACGGCCUUCAUCCUGACGACCUGGCUCGGGUACAUGAACAGCUUCGUCAAUCCGGUCAUCUACACCAUCUUCAAUCCGGAGUUCCGGAAGGCGUUCAAGAAGAUCAUGCACAUCGAGUGAGUGGGACGGAUUCGGCCGGGUCGGGCAGGUCUGGCUCUGGGAGAUCUGUCCUCCGGUGGGAUGGUCACAAGAGGUGGCGUCGAGACGACCGGAAGUGGGGGUGGUGGCGGCGUCUCCUUCGGUCCACGGACGCUUGGCAACUGGCGGCACCGGACUAUUCACUAGUUAGUAGCCAGUCGACGUUCCUGUAUAGUAUAGCUCUAGAAAGAUAAAAAGGAGAAGACGGACCUAAAGUACAUACAUACAAAAAAAAGACACACACGCUCACAAAAAAGAACGGUACCAGUUGAGUUCAGUUUAGCUGAAAUAAACAAUUUUUUUCUCUGCUCCUUUCCAGGUUGUUGCAUUCUGGCAGCUUCUGCUGCCAGGAAAAAAAGCUGGUCUUGCAGCAAUUCUUCCCUCAAAUUGCUGUUAUUUUUCUCCUCCGAAGUUCUGUUUCGGAUUGUGCCCGGAUGCAUCCAAGUGGUAUUUGUUCGGGUGGUUUCUGGUUUCUUUCCUGGAUCAUUUUUUAGAGCUAUUUUUUAAAUUUUUUUUCCUUCUCUUGUUUUGUGCUGCUGAUGCUCAACUUCAUAAAUUUGUUUGAUAUUGCAACAGAUAGACUUCCACAGUUUUCAGUUUUCAGCUAACGAAUCUGCUGCUUCUGUUUCGGAUAAGCGUCAUCAUUAGGAAGAUGUACAAAGUGGAUCAAAAUUUCGGAAGCAAAUUAUGGCGGAUUCGUUUACUAAAUCAAGACGAGAAAUUAACAUAGCAAAGAGGAUUUAGAAACAUGAAUCAGAGAGAUCAAGCAUUUAAAACCGAAUUUAUCAAAUUUCAGAAGACUUAUUCUCAAUCUAAAACAAGAUAAUUUGAAUCAGUUGCCAAUGCCAGUCGAAACAAAAAAAUAACAGGAUUCACUGUAAUUUCUGUUUUUUUUUUUCAACAGGUUUUAAAAGUUUAUUCCGAUUUCAAUAAAAUUUCCAAAAAUUUUUA